UCACAGCCAGCCGCCGGCUAGUCGGUUCCUAAGCGUGACACAGUUUGAUGUGCCUAAGCAGCGGCUGUCGCAAUCGCAGAUACAGAUAAUAGUUACUUAUUUGCUUAGAUACUUAACUACUUAAUUACUAGACACUCGAUAGUACGGCAUCAUGAGGAGCACGCGCCAUGGCCGCAGAUCGCUCGGCAUUUGGAGUGGAUUAAUUGCAAUCUUGUGCCUAAACGAGAUCGCCUUGGACAUCGAGUUAGUCUCAGCCGUUGCCUACUACACCGAGAAGCCUGCCUUUUUGCCAUCAUGUCGGAUCUACGAGCCCGGCUUUACAAAAUGUUCUACGAAUAGCAUACAGAAGCUUCUCGAUCAGCUUAAUAUUGGAAUACCGGAGGUGGUCGAGCGUUUCGGUCCCUUUGAUCCCAUGCGAGUGAGGGAUAUAGUGUUCAAGCAGGACAACAAUGAAGUAGCCACCAUCCGGGCCAAUCUUACUGAGCUGGUGGUCAAGGGUUUUUCCAAGACACAGGUCAAGGAGAGUCGUGUUAGUAAAAAAGACUUUGGCUGGCAGACUAAAAUAUUCCUACCCAAAAUGAGACUGGAUGGCAAGUAUGAAAUGGCUGGUCGAAUACUUCUCAUACCUCUUAGUGGCUCUGGCAAAAUAUUCAUCGAAAUUGAUGAUCUUGACAUUUUGUUGCUAACAAAAACUCGUCUGUAUGAAAAGGGCGGUUUCACCUUCGACAAUGUAACCGCAGUGCGGGCUCAACUUAACUUGACCAAGGUUCGCACCUACCUGGAUAACUUAUUCAACGGACGCAGCAAGGAGGUCGAGCGCAGUACAAAUCAAUUCUUUAACGAUAAUUGGCGCGAUUUCUAUGAGGCCCUUAAACCGCUUAUCGUUGAGACGGUUGAAAAUAUCCUCUACGAUGUAAUGGGUACGGUUUUUCACCUAAUACCAGCCAACUUUUUCGUAGAGGACAUACCAACGCCCCAGCAACUAUAUGGUCCCAAAAAAGCAGAUGUUACAAAGAAUAGUCAACUUGCCACCAUGUACAUAAUUGGAUUACUAAUGCUGCUUCAUGCCGGCCUCAAGGGAGUCCAGUGCGUUGCUUUCUACACGGAAAAGCCCUCCUAUAUUGAAUCGUGCCGAAUUUAUGAACCGGAGUUCACCAAGUGCUCAACACGCUCUAUACAGGCUUUUAUGAACCAGCUAGUCAAAGGAGUACCCGAGCUAGAUGAAUCCUUUGGCCCCAUCGACCCAAUGCGACAGGAUCAACUGGUCUUCAAGCAGGACAACAGCGAUGUGGCCACCAUUUCGGCAAAUCUCACCGAUAUGCUGAUCAGCGGCUUUGGCAAAAUGGUGAUCAAGGAGAGCAAAGUCAGCAAGAAAGACUUCAGUUGGCUGACGAAGAUUUACCUGCCCAAGAUGCGAAUGGAUGGCCAUUACAAAAUGUUGGGGCGCAUUUUGCUGGUUCCCCUGCAGGGGGCCGGAAAAAUCGUCAUGGAAAUUGAUGACCUGGACAUACUAAUGAGCACCAAGACCCGCCUGCACGAGAAGGGCGGCUUCACCUUCUAUAAUGUGACUUCUGUGAAGGUAAAACUGGAGGUCGGCAAAGUGCGGACCAAAAUGGACAACUUGUUUAAUGGGCAGAGUAAAGAGGUGGAGAAAAGCACCAAUCAGUUCUUUAACGACAAUUGGCAGGAUGUGUUCGAGGCACUACGUCCACUGGUGGACGAAACCGUGGAACGAACUCUACUGGAUCUUCUCCACAAGACAUUUUCCCUGUUUCCAGCUAGCUUCUUUGUGGAGGACAUACCCACCUCCUUGACUUUGUAUGGUCGCAAAUCGCACAUGAUUGCGUAGGCGGUGAUAAAAAUAGAUUUUCAGAUUGUCUUUCGAAAUCUUUACCUUUGUUAAAUCAUUUUAGCCUUUUAUUAAUUUAAGUUUUAUUUUUGUGGGUAAAAAUCCAAUUCAAAUUUCAUAUAAAUUUGUUAGGUAACCAAAAUAUUUGUGUAAUUCAGUUUUUUAGUGGCUAAUUUUAGAUACAAAAUUCACUACAAAAUGAAAUAAAAAAUUUGAUAAGGUGGAUUUUGUUUCUAUCCACUAUUAAAUCGCAUUAUA
Drosophila gunungcola (fruit fly) is the source of this 2107-nucleotide messenger RNA. RefSeq lists its product as uncharacterized. The transcript is spliced from 9 exons. The coding region runs from base 152 to 1849 and encodes 565 amino acids. The record is from RefSeq and is a predicted model, not a curated record. Lineage: Eukaryota; Metazoa; Arthropoda; Insecta; Diptera; Drosophilidae.